AUGCAUCAGAAAAAAUCUGAAGUUCAAAUCGGAACAGAAAGCAGUGGCAUCUCUUCCGAUUUCAACCCCACCCCACCUUCUCUUACCCAAAAACACCCUGCUCUUUCGCAGAAUUUCCGGCAAAUUCUCCACCACCAGCCGCCGUUGAACAAUAGCGCCGCCGCUACCUCCUCCACCACACUCCAAAUUCUGAUCGAUAAUGACAAACUUCAGGAGAAAAGUGGCCCGUUUAAUAAUAUUCAGCAAUUUUCAAAGUUUAUUACUACAGCUUCGAGUUUAUCUAAUGCAUUUCACGGAUUUGGAUUGUUUUCUGCUCAAAAUUUGCCAUCAAAAUUUAGUCUUUUAUUCGCCACAUCUCAAAAAUUCUUAGCCCAUUUUCACCACCACCUCUGUAGCCUCCGCCUCCACCUUCGGCUUAUCCUGCUAUUUUCCUUACCCUUUUUGUACUUCCUCGUCUCUCAGCCUUCACACUCCUUCAUUCUUGAUUUCCUCUCCACAUUCGCCUUCUCAGCCUCUCUUCUACUCUCCCUUAAUUUAGCCAUUCCUAGGCUCCCCACGAUAAGGCUGUUCUUGGCAAGGUCAUUCCCUAUUAUAAUUAAGGGAAGAAACCAAAUAAAAGGGCCUCAUUUCCCUGUUUUUUGGUCAAUUGGAUCGUGCCAAAAUGCCAAUAAAAAGUCCAUAUCGGGGUGCUUUGUGCAGGCAUAUAGCAAUGGAGAUGUUUAUGAGGGUGAGUUCCGUGAGGGGAAGUGGAGUGGAAGUGGAGUGUAUUAUUAUUUCAUGAGUGGGAGGUAUGAGGGGGAUUGGUUGGACGGAAAGUAUGAUGGAUAUGGGGUUGAGACGUGGGCGAGGGGCAGCUGGUAUAGAGGGCAGUAUAAGCAGGGUUUCAGGCAUGGUUUCGGGGUGUUCAGGUUUUUCACAGGGGAUGUUUAUGCAGGGGAAUGGUCUAAUGGACAGAGCCAUGGAUGUGGCAUUCAUACUUGCGAGGAUGGGAGUCGAUAUAUGGGGGAAUUUAAGCGGGGGGUUAAACAUGGCCUUGGACAAUACCAUUACAGAAACGGGGAUACAUAUGCUGGACAAUAUUUUGCUGACAAGAUGCAUGGAUUUGGAAUCUAUAGGUUUGCAAAUGGUCAUAUUUAUGAGGGAGCUUGGCAUGAAGGUCGAAGACAAGGUCUUGGAACGUACACUUUCAGUAAUGGAGAAACUCGGUCUGGUCAUUGGCAAGAUGGGAUUCUUGAUGUUCCGAGCACGCAGAACAGCACUUAUCCCGUAUCUCCUGUUGGCAUCUACCACUCCAAAGUGCUUAAUGCAGUUCAGAAAGCACGGUGGGCAUCAGAGAAAGCUUGUGAGGUGACCAAGGUCGACAAAAGAGUCAACAGAGCAGUAUCAUCAGCUGACAGGGCAGCUAGUGCAGCUCGAGUAGCAGCAACAAAGUCUAUGCAAAAGCAAAUGCAUUUUAAGAGAAACAGUGAUGAGAUUUCAAUUUCUGUCCUGUGA
Messenger RNA from Fraxinus pennsylvanica, 1494 nucleotides. The record is from the annotation of a GenBank genome assembly. NCBI's taxonomy places the organism in Eukaryota, Viridiplantae, Streptophyta, Magnoliopsida, Lamiales, Oleaceae.